CCACACUUUUUGUACAAGCGAUUGUAUAUAUAAACAUACGUCCGCACAUGUUUUCGAGUUCAAUCAAUCUUGCGCCUAUUACACACACACAACGAGCUUGUGUGCAGUUUCUAUCUGCUAAAUUCUACUCACAGUAAUUUGUGAUUAUGGUAGAAAACACUUAAAGUGCCACACAGUGGGAUUGAACUUGGAAUCACAUAGUUACAAAGCAAAACUCCUUAACUAUACAACCGUGCUUAGAGCUGACAUAGUAUAGCAAAUGAAGAAAAUGGAGACUGACCAAACUUCAGAAUGUCAUGAAAGUGAUGAUGGUAAUAAGAACAACAGCAGUAGAAACGGUAAUAUUUUUACCAAUAACUGCAAUCUGGAAGAUACAACAGCUCUAGAAGAUGAAACAGAGGUAGAAGAAACUUUAAAUUCUCAAAAUAAGGAUGAUGGUAGUAAGAUUGAAGGUGAUAAGGAUGGUGAAACUUCUUCCAAACAUUCCAGUCUAAAAGAUGAUAUGAAUGCAUAUAUACUGCGUGCUUCUGAAAAAGGCAGAUAUGACAUUGUAGAGAAACUCUUAGAAAGAGAUCCAAAAUUGCUCAACGCUACAGAUGCUGACAAUUAUACACCUCUACAUCGGUCAGUUUACAGUGGCCAUGUUGAAAUUGUCAAGCUGCUGCUAUCAAAAAAUGCUAAAGUUGAUGCUUCCACAAUUGAUGGCUGGCAACCACUGCAUUGUGCAUGUCACUGGAGUCAAAUAGACAUAGCAUUUUUAUUAUUACAGAAUGGGGCAGACAUCAAUGCUCAGACCAAUGGUGGUUUGACUCCACUCCAUCUGGCUGCUGCUACUUCCUGUAAAUCAAUACUUGAAAUGUUACUAAUGAAUCGAUACUUGAACUGGAAUCUGAAAAACGCUGCAAAUGAAAAUCCUUGUCAAGUUUCAAAAUGUUCCAGUAAAAAUUUUUAUUUAUUUGAAAUUACAGAAGACCGAAUAAAUUUAUUGAAAUAAAAGAUAUUUUAAUGUUUUCAUAAA
Messenger RNA from Octopus bimaculoides (California two-spot octopus), 1018 nucleotides. Its product is annotated as ankyrin repeat domain-containing protein 49. The record is from RefSeq and is a predicted model, not a curated record. Gene Ontology annotation, molecular function: protein binding. NCBI's taxonomy places the organism in Eukaryota, Metazoa, Mollusca, Cephalopoda, Octopoda, Octopodidae. Gene Ontology annotation, cellular component: cytoplasm.